Molecule: messenger RNA, 141 nt
Organism: Racocetra persica
Lineage: Eukaryota; Fungi; Glomeromycota; Glomeromycetes; Diversisporales; Gigasporaceae
Source: the annotation of a GenBank genome assembly
AUAAACAAUUGGAUGAAAAUAUUUUGUUAUAUAGCAAUUUUGGAUUAAAUAAAGAGAAAGUUAAUAUAAAUGAUCUUAAUAGCGAUUACAAUAUUCUUGAUAAUAAAAAUAUAAUUUCUGCUACUGUUACAGAAAAUCUUG